AUGCUACGCUACCUGUUCCGUAGUCCGCGUUCCAUCCGCCUUCCGCUCAAGAAUGGCCGAUUCAAUGUACAGAAGGUCUCUGUGACAAAGGAUUCACGUAUCAAUAUUUCACGUUUCGUAACGACCUUCAUUAUAAGUGUUUGUGUUGUCCGGACAGUCGAUCAUGUAUUCUCUGAUCGUGAUCUUAAGCGAGGAUGGGAAAGAUUGAAGAGUAAAGACUGGUGGGCAGAGCAUUGGAGGCAGACUCAGCGGCAAACACCCGCAAAUGGAGAUUCAAGAAUUGGUGCAGAGGACAAAAGCACCAUCCACCUGAUGCUUCCUAUCUGGGUCCGCCGCACAGAACGAGGUUUCUACAGAGAAAACGAUCCUCGGUGGAAGGCAUUUCAGAGCUUUGCUCAAGAUGAGAAACGCAUACAGGAAGUUAGUCAAGAAAUUGCCACGUACAUAACCGACGGACUCAAGGCCCCGAAAUAUGGUCCUUGGAUCGUACAUUUACAGGCUGCGACAAUGAUGGUCAACACGGAAGUGAUCAUCCCCAUCAAGCCUCCACAACUCUACGAAGUUCCAUGCGUCUUCAUUCAACAGUCCGGAGACGUUACCUAUGGCUGGCGACGGUUACCUGAUAGCAUUGGGGCCAAGAUGGAUCGAAUCUUUCAUCCCGUGAUGCUUUCGAAAGCUUUCUAUGCUGGGUGCCUUGCAUUUGCAGAUGUGACAUACCUUAUCACUAAAGCGCGCCUGACUGACCGUUUAAAUACGUUUAGAUCACAUUGGGACUCGUCCUCUCCCAAGUCAGUGAAGGCAUCAACAGAGGAAGAAAAGGUCAAUCAACGCCUGAUGAUCACCAAAACCAGCGACGAAGAGUUGAAACACACGCUCCCCUUCCUAAGAGGCGAAUAUGGAGAGAAUGAGUCCCGACAGCUGUACCGAGAGGCAGUGCGGUCAAUGACUUUCAAAAACGCCAUUGAGACGGGUUGUGCAGUAUUUCGUGCAAGCUGGACUACUGGGCAACCCAACGAGUUACUGAAGAACCCUGGCAGUUUCGUGCAACUCAAGUGCAUUGCUCACUGCAUCGGUGAUAAAGGCAAGCUUCGUUUUGAAGUCAAUGCUUAUUACGAUGUGGCCACCAACACCCUGGUAGGCAAGCCAGUAAUCACGCAAGCUCAAAUUGUCCCGGAUGUUGUUAGAUGGCAUGGCACUAAGAGCCAGAACCAGAGCCAG
Exophiala aquamarina CBS 119918 is the source of this 1218-nucleotide messenger RNA. RefSeq lists its product as uncharacterized. NCBI's taxonomy places the organism in Eukaryota, Fungi, Ascomycota, Eurotiomycetes, Chaetothyriales, Herpotrichiellaceae. The record is from RefSeq and is a predicted model, not a curated record. The annotation marks the transcript as partial. The transcript is spliced from 2 exons.